Rotaria sp. Silwood1 is the source of this 1422-nucleotide messenger RNA. The record is from the annotation of a GenBank genome assembly. NCBI's taxonomy places the organism in Eukaryota, Metazoa, Rotifera, Eurotatoria, Philodinida, Philodinidae.
AUGUCAAUUUUCUUCAGCAAGGGUAUUGUUUUUGGUACAGAGCUCCUUAAAGCUCAAAUUAACAAACAAUUACCACUGAGUACUGACUCCGAUCAACUCGAUUCAUGGAUUUCAUCACCAGUGCCUAUCUAUGUACAAUUUUGGCUAUGGGAAUGUGUCAAUGUAGACGAAGUUGUUCAACAAGGUCUUAAACCUAUGCUUAUUCAACAUGGUCCAUUUACCUAUUUGAAAAGACGAGUCAAAAUAGAUGUCCAUUUCAAUCUAAAUCAUACAGUCAGCUAUCAUCAACCCGUAUCAUAUACAUUUCAACGAAAUAUGUCAUCGAAUGAUGAAGAAUUGCCGAUAAAAAUGAUGAAUACGUCUAUUAUAUCACUUCUUGCACUUUCUCAUAAUUUGUCGAACAUUACUCACGAAUUGAUUAAUCUUAUUGCAAAAGUAUUCAAUGAAUCAUUAUUUGUUACACAUACAGCUCGUGAAUGGAUCUGGGGUUAUGAAGAUCCUUUAUUAAAAGCAGCCAAACGUUUGCCUAUUGUUGGACAAUUUGUACCCGAUGAUCACUUUGGAUAUUUCUACAGACAGAACAAUACCGACAAUGGAAUUUUUACAGUCUUUACAGGCGAAGAUGAUAUCAAUCGAUUGAACUAUAUCGAUAAAUGGAAUGAUAUCUCAGUUCUACCUUACUGGCAUACGCCAUCAUGUAAUCAAAUCAAUGGUACAGAUGGUAAUUGGUUUCCACCACUAACAUCUGUGAAUAAACGUCUCUAUCUAUAUUCCACCGAAAUUUGUCGUUCAAUCUAUAUUACAUUUGAAUAUCAUUCAUCGGUACUCAAUAUAGAAACCGAAAGUUUUUCAAUACCAGCCGAAGUCUUUUACAAUGGUACUAUCAACCCGGAUAAUGUUGGUUUUGGCACACUUGAUUCAGGUGUACUCGAUGUUAGUAAAUGUAAACAAGAUGCACCUAUAAUUAUCUCUUUACCACAUUUUCUCUAUGCUGCUAAAAGAUAUAAAUCACGUAUAAAUGGAUUAAUGCCUAACGCCGAUAUUCAUCGAACUGUAUUAGAGAUUGAACCAUUUACCGGAUACGUAUUAAAUGCACAAAAGCGUCUUCAACUUAAUAUUCUUAUACAAUAUGAUCCACUAUUUGAUGAUCUUAAAAACUUACAUGAUCUUAUAUUACCUGCUUUAUGGUUAAAUCAAUCAGGAACAAUCGAUCAAAAGAUAGCAAAUGAAUUGCAUAAAAAAGUUUUACGCUAUUUUCCAAUUGUUCAUGGAAUAUCUAUUGCAUUUGUUAUAUUCGGUGUUGUUAGUAUUACCGUUAUAAUUAUUGUUAGAAUAAGACGAAGUUUGCCACGAAUACGUUCACUUGCAUAUAGAGGAUUAGUGAAUGAACAACCAUCACCAUCAUCGGAUGCUGGACAUUGA